AUGUCCUCUCUACGCACUGCCAGCCCCAGGCUGAGGAAAUACUUCAAGGAAAACUACAUUCCUCAGAUCUGCGAGGCACUGUUAUGUGGUCUACUUGUUACAUGUCCUGAGGAUCCACUGAGAUAUUUAGAGAGAAUGAUCAUGGCUAUCAUUGAAAAUGGUCUUGAAAGUCUUCAUUGGGAUAUGUGCAUUGAUCCAUUGAUGAAACAAAAUGUUCGAAUAUUAUCUGAAACUUGCCUGGAACAACUUUUUGGACUGGAUGAUCAGCUGACGACUCCAGAAUUGAUGAUAAAAGCAUGCACCUUUUAUACUGGACAUUUAGUAAAGACCUAUUUUGGGACUUGGAAAGAAAUAACAAUGCCUCAUAUAAAUGUAGAGGAUACCCUAGCUGAAAAGAUGGAAAAAGCAAUGAUUUAUUGUGAUUCUAAACUUAAAAAAUUUUUAUUUCAUCAAUGGUACUCUUAUACAAAAAAUCAAAAAGCAAAAUUUCAAGGUGCAAUAUUACGGAUACAAAAGAUCUUCCAAGAUCACAGGCAAAGGAAUUUCAUUGCAAAAUGGCGGGCUAUUGUAAGAAUUAGAAAUAAAAUCAGAGAAGAGGAGUUGAUAUCAAAACAUGAAUCUGAGCUGAAAAACUGGAAAAAAAGGUUAAAAAUGAAAUCUUCUGAAGAAUUUGCUUCUCUUGAACCAAGUUUCUCUGAAGCUGUUUUCAAGAGUAAGUCUAUGGAAUUUGAUAUUUCACAGUUACCCGAAAAUGCAGUAUUACAGAUUUUCUCAUACCUUGGUUUAAGAGAUAUGAUAAUAUGUGGUCAAGUAAAUCACUCCUGGAUGGUGAUGAUACAGAUAACUAAAUUGUGGAAUGCUAUUAACUUUUCCACGGUGAAGAAUACAGUUACAGAUAAAUAUGUAGUGUCUACUUUGCAAAAGUGGCGUCUAAAUGUGCUGUGUUUGAAUUUUCGUGGUUGUCUUCUCCGACCCAAAACUUUGAAAUAUGUCAGCCACUGUAGAAACUUGCAAGAGUUGAAUGUCUCUGACUGUUCAACACUCACCGAUGAAGCAAUGAGACACAUUUCCGAAGGCUGUCAUGGGGUCCUGUAUCUUAAUCUAUCUAACACAAGUAUCACUAAUAAGACGAUGAGACUCCUGCCAAAACACUUCCACAACUUACAGAAUCUUAGUUUGGCUUAUUGCCGAAAGUUCACGGACAAAGGUUUACAGUACCUGAAUUUAGGGAAUGGAUGCCACAAGCUCAUCUAUCUGGACCUUUCCGGCUGCACCCAGAUUUCAGUCCAAGGCUUCAGGAACAUUGCAAACAGCUGCUCUAAAGUUAUGCAUCUGACCAUCAAUGAUAUGCCAACUCUGACGGACAACUGUGUAAAAGCUUUAGUUGAGAAGUGCCAAAGUAUUACAUCAGUGGUUUUCAUUGGUUCACCACAUAUCUCUGACUGUGCUUUCAAAGCUCUUUCUACUUGUGACCUCAGAAAGAUCCGAUUUGAAGGAAAUAAAAGGAUUACCGAUGCAUGUUUCAAAUUUAUAGACAAGAAUUAUCCAAAUAUCAAUCACAUUUACAUGGUGGACUGUAAGGGACUAACUGAUGGCAGCCUCAAGUCGCUUUCGCCUUUGAAGCAACUGACUGUGUUGAAUUUAGCAAACUGUGUAAGGAUCGGUGAUGUGGGACUAAGGCAAUUUCUUGAUGGCCCUUCAAGCAUAAGGAUAAGAGAGCUCAAUUUAAGUAACUGUAUGCAACUGGGUGAUGCCUCUAUUGUGAAACUAUCAGAGCGUUGCCGUAAUUUAAACUACUUGAGUUUACGAAAUUGUGAACAGUUGACUGACCAAGGAAUUGAAUACAUUGUAAACAUCUUUUCCUUGGUAUCUUUAGAUCUUUCUGGAACAGUCAUCUCUAAUGAGGGUUUGAUAAUGCUUUCCAGACAUAAGAAACUUAAGGAACUUUCUUUAUCUGAGUGUUAUAAAAUCACGGAUCUUGGAAUUCAGGCAUUCUGCAAAAACUCUGUGCUCUUGGAACACUUGGAUGUCUCUUAUUGUCUCCAGCUGUCAGAUGAUAUUAUUAAGACAAUAGCCAUUUACUGUGUUUGCCUCACAUCUCUCAGCAUUGCUGGCUGUCCACAGAUUACUGACUUGGCAAUAGAGAUGUUAUCAGCAAAAUGCCGUUACCUGCAUAUUUUGGAUAUCUCUGGUUGUAUCCGACUUACUGACCAAAUCCUUGAGGACCUUAAGGUAGGCUGCAAACAACUCCGGAUCCUUAAGAUGCAAUACUGCAGACACAUUUCCAUGGAGGCAGCUCACAAAAUGUCAUCUGUAGUCCAGCAUCAGGAAUACAGCUGCAGUGAUCCUCCAAGUUGGUUUGGCUAUGACGGUGGUGGCAAUCCUCUUAAUGUUCAAUAUACAAAACCAUUUAAAGGUGUCCCAGAGGUGACAGUGAAAGACUCAGAGUACAGUAGUACUGAAGAGGAAGUAUGA
Molecule: messenger RNA, 2475 nt
Organism: Marmota flaviventris (yellow-bellied marmot)
Lineage: Eukaryota; Metazoa; Chordata; Mammalia; Rodentia; Sciuridae
Gene: Fbxl13
Product: F-box and leucine rich repeat protein 13
Biological process (GO): SCF-dependent proteasomal ubiquitin-dependent protein catabolic process
Cellular component (GO): SCF ubiquitin ligase complex
Molecular function (GO): protein binding
Source: RefSeq, a predicted model, not a curated record